GAGAUUGUGUGGAGUGCCUGCUGCUUCGGCCGGGGAAACCCGACAACCAGUCCUGCCAGCACCUGUGCAAGGAUGAGGUGAUCACCUGGGCGGACACCAUCGUGAAAGAUGACCAAGAGGCCGUGCUGUGCUUCUACAAAACUGCAAAGGAUUGCGUCAUGAUGUUCACCUACGCCGAGCUGCCCAGUGGGAAGUCCAACCUGACUGUCCUCAAAGAGCCAGAGUGUGGCUCAGCCCCCAACACCGUCACCAUCCUGCUGGCUGUGGUGGGCAGCAUCCUCCUGAUAGGGCUUGCUCUCCUCGCCAUCUGGAAGCUGCUUGUCACCAUCCAUGACCGCAGAGAGUUUGCCAAGUUCCAGAGUGAGAGCUCCAGGGCUCGCUACGAAGUGGCCUUGAAUCCCCUGUACAGAAAGCCCAUCUCCACACACACAGUGGACUUCACCUUCAACAAGUUCAACAAAUCCUACAAUGGCACCGUGGACUGAGGGCUUGCGCUUCUAGAGAGCUGGAGGGGACUAAGGACAAACCACCAAAGCGCUUGGACCGGCUCCAUUCAUCAUGGCUUCCUAGAUAGGCGAGUGCGGAGAGGCCCUGAUGGCGAACCUGUGUGAGGAGCCUGCUGCCCAGAUGAGGUACCCGGCUGCAGGGCCAGAUCCACGUGGGGCUGCCUCCCUCCAAGCCCAGGAAAAGCAAGGGGACCUGGCUCCUCUUGGCCACCUCCACUGGUGUCUGGAGGAGCUGCUGACGGUGAGGCCUCUCUGCCUUGCUCGCCUGGCCAGACAGAGGACACUGUUGGGAAUGGACAGACUGCAGAAUCAGCGUGCGGCCUGGCUUUUCCACGUUCAUCAUUUUAUAUAAAAUUAAAAAAAGGUCAUGCAUUUAUGAUGUAGUUCUGGUUUACGAGAAUUGUCUGCACGUGCAUGUUGGUGAUGGGAUUAUUGAGAUGUCUGUUGAAAACACAUUUUGCAAAUGUCAGUGCUUUUCUUCUACCUGUGUUUGUUCAGUAGUUUUGUAAUGAGAACGACUGUCUGGGCUUGAAAGUAAAGAUUGGAAUGAAAUGCA
This is a messenger RNA of Dipodomys ordii (Ord's kangaroo rat), 1062 nucleotides long. Its product is annotated as integrin beta-5-like. The coding region runs from base 159 to 485 and encodes 108 amino acids. Gene Ontology annotation, biological process: cell adhesion mediated by integrin; integrin-mediated signaling pathway; cell migration. The transcript is spliced from 4 exons. Gene Ontology annotation, molecular function: integrin binding. Lineage: Eukaryota; Metazoa; Chordata; Mammalia; Rodentia; Heteromyidae. Gene Ontology annotation, cellular component: cell surface; focal adhesion; integrin complex. The record is from RefSeq and is a predicted model, not a curated record.